AUGGUAGAAGCCUCUACAGAGUUUGAGCCUUCUACUACUCGAGCUAAAGAUCAAGAGGACUCUGACGAUGAUUUUGAUACUGAAGAUUCUACUGCUGGGGAAAAUCCUUUUGGAGCUGUUAUUCAAAAGAUUCGUGACCUCGCAGUUUCCCUUAAGCUUUCUAGUAAGAAGACGCAAGAGUUUCUCGACCUCCAGAAAUCGACUCGCAUUGGCCAGCGACCACUACGCCUCCUCCGCGAUGUUAAGACAAGGUGGAACUCUACUACACUUAUGUGUCUCCGCGCAAGAGAGCUUAAAACAACGAUUUCAGCUUGGGUUGAAAAGCACUCUCUACAGGAACAAUUCUCUCUUGUGGAGACCGAUUGGGAGGCUCUUGAUAUUCUGCUUGAUAUCACCAGCCCGUUUUUACUCUUUACAAACAUCCUCAGCCGGUUAAAUGACCUUACCCCUGGUCAUACCUUUACUUUAUUACAAGUUGCAACAGUUCACUUGUACUUUUGCGCCUCUGCACUUAAAGAUAAAGUUACUAGCAAAGACUUUACUUAG
Messenger RNA from Colletotrichum truncatum, 546 nucleotides. The record is from RefSeq and is a predicted model, not a curated record. NCBI's taxonomy places the organism in Eukaryota, Fungi, Ascomycota, Sordariomycetes, Glomerellales, Glomerellaceae.